Messenger RNA from Dichomitus squalens LYAD-421 SS1, 461 nucleotides. RefSeq lists its product as uncharacterized. Lineage: Eukaryota; Fungi; Basidiomycota; Agaricomycetes; Polyporales; Polyporaceae. The record is from RefSeq and is a predicted model, not a curated record. The transcript has a single exon. The annotation marks the transcript as partial.
GAUCCCGCUGGUGUCAAGAACGUCGGCAAUGGUCACGGCGGCCAGUUCAUCGGUGGUCAGUGCCUCUCGAACGCCGACUGUGGGUCAGGUUGUUGUGCGGGCCCCUCUGGUAUCUGCUCGGGCCCCGGCGCACAGACCCAGGCGGGCAAGACCGGUUGCGGCUUCGUCGCCGGUGGCGCUCCUGUCGCAUCUGCACCCCCUGCGGCUGCGCCCGUCAACAACGGUGCGACUGCCGCCCCCGCCAACGGUGGUCCCCCCUUCGACCCCGCUGGCGUGAAGAACGUCGGUAACGGCCACGGUGGCCAGUUCAUCGGCGGCCAGUGUCUCUCCAACGCCGACUGCGGUUCCGGCUGCUGCGCGGGCCCCUCCGGCAUCUGCUCCGGCCCCGGCGCGCAGACUCAAAACGGAAAGACUGGCUGCGGCUUCGUCGCCGGCGGCGCCCCCGUCGCGUCCGCGCCCCC